AUGCUUCCCAGAGGAGCAGAAGCUCAGGACUGGCACUCGGACAUGCAGCUGACAGGCAAGGUGAUGUUAUCGGCCGCUGCCCUGCUCCUGCUGACCGCAGCCUACAGACUGUACAAGUCGAGGCCUGCCCCAGCUCCGCAGCAGGGUGGGAACGCGGAAGCUGAAGCCCAAGAGGAAGCAGAGGGCACGAGACAGCCUGUCACUCAGGGGGCUUCUCCUGGGGCACUGCAGAGGGUGCCGAGACGCCGCCGGAGGGUGAGCAAAGGGGCUGGAGCACCCCUGGACUGCAGCUGGGAUAAUCUGGGAGGCUCCUGCCUCCUGGCAACAGAGGCCACCUCCAGAGACAAGCCCCGGAGAAAAGGCUCUGGCCAGGAGUCGGGGGAGCAGCGUCCAGACUCUGAGCAGGUGCCUCCUCACUGCUGCAGCCAGGAAGCCGGAACAGCUCUUGGCGGUAAGCCCGGCCCUCCCCACUGCCCCCAUUUGGGCUGUGAACCCAAACUCUCCCCCACUGGACUCACAGUGGAUGGCAGCUGUGUGGGUGGUGAGCCUGCCCCAUGGCAGGGCAUUGGAUCCCCCAAGCAGCCAUUGCCCGGGAAGCUGGGACCUGCCCACCAGCUCUGCACAGCCACUGAGGAGGGCAACGGUAACAUGAACGAGAGCUGGGUCUUCACCCGUGUGACGGGGGUCAGCAGGGAAGAGGUGGGGGCUCUCCAGGCUGCCUCAGAUGUGGGCCUGUCAUUGCAUCAGCAGGAGGGGCCCACCAAUGCCGCCUACACCUUCUCAUCCGUGGCUCGAGUCCGGAUGGAAGAGAACUUCAUCCAGAAGGUGGAGGGGGUCGGGCCCAGGUUGAAGGGCAAGGUGUAUGACUACUACGUGGAAUCCACCUCUCAGGCCAUCUCCAGGGAAAGGCUGGCCCCCAGGACAGCCCUGGCUGAGGCUCCAUCCCCUGGACCACUGCCCAGGCCCAUGGGAACAGGGGUAGCCUCCCCAGGUCAACUCAAAGACUCAGAAGGUGGACCUGAAGCAGCUGCCUCCUCCCAGCCUGAGCCAUGUCCCUCCAUCCGAGGUUUUAGCAGGAAGGACAGCCUCCUGCAGAUAGCAGAGAACCCAGAGCUGCAGCUGCAGCUACAGCCUGGUGUCUUCGGUGUCCCCACUCCACCCUGCCCAGACCACGGCAGGGAGCCCCAUGUGCAGCUUGUGGCGGGAACCAAUUUCUUUCACAUCCCACUCACUCCCGCUUCAGACCCAGAUGUCCACCUGGAUCUGGGCAAUUGCCAUGAGGUGCUGACCUUGGCCAAGAGGCAGAACCUGGAGGCCCUGAAGGAGGCGGCCUACAAGGUGAUGAGCGACAACUACCUUCAGGUGCUGCGCAGCCCCGAGGUCUACGGGUGCCUGAGCGGGGCUGAGCGGGAGCUGAUCCUCCAGCGACGCCUCAGGGGCCGUAAGUACCUGGUGGUAGCUGACAUGUGCCCCCAGGAGGACUCCGGCUGCCUCUGUUGCUAUGACGAUGAGAGGGAUGUCUGGCACCCGCUGGCCCAGCUGCCCCCCGAGGCUGUGUCCCGGGGCUGUGCCAUCUGCAGUCUCUUCAAUUAUCUCUUCGUGGUGUCCGGCUGCCGCGGGUCCGGGCGCCAGCCCUCCAACCGCGUCUUCUGCUACAACCCGCUGACCGGGAUCUGGAGCGAAGUGUGCCCACUGAACCAGGCCCGGCCGCACUGCCGGCUGGUGGCCCUGGACGGGCACCUGUACGCCAUCGGGGGUGAGUGUCUGAACACGGUCGAGCGUUAUGACCCUCGCCUGGACCGCUGGGCCUUUGCCCCGCCGCUCCCCAAUGACACGUUCGCGCUGGCGCACACAGCCACGGCGUGUGCCGAUGAGAUCUUCGUCACCGGCGGCACCCUGCGGUAUCUGCUGCUCCGCUUCUCCGCCCAGGAGCAGCGCUGGUGGGCCGGCCCCACCGGUGGCAGCAAGGACCGCACGGUGGAGAUGGUGGCGGUCAACGGUUUUCUCUACCGCUUUGACCUCAACCGCAGCCUGGGCAUCGGUGUGUACCGCUGCAGCGCCAGCACCCGGCUCUGGUAUGAGUGUGCCACGUACCGGACGCCCUACCCGGACGCCUUCCAGUGCGCCGCGGUGGACAACCUCAUCUACUGUGUAGGGCGCCGGCGCACACUCUGCUUCCUGGCCGACUAUAUCUCGCCCAGGUUUGUGUCCAAGGAGCUGCAGAGCUUCCCCACCCCGCAGGGCACCCUCCUGCCUGCGGUCCUGACCUUGCCCACCCCCGAUCUGCCCCACACCAGGGUGUAG
This is a messenger RNA of Otolemur garnettii (small-eared galago), 2304 nucleotides long. RefSeq names its product kelch domain containing 7A (gene KLHDC7A). The record is from RefSeq and is a predicted model, not a curated record. Lineage: Eukaryota; Metazoa; Chordata; Mammalia; Primates; Galagidae. The coding region runs from base 1 to 2304 and encodes 767 amino acids. Gene Ontology annotation, molecular function: protein binding. The transcript has a single exon.